AUGCCUCCCACGCGUACAUCGAACAAAAAUGCGGAAGCUUCAUCUUCUUCCUCCAAACCAGACGCAAAAUCAAAACGACAAUACCAGCGAAGGACACAGGAACACGAUUCGAACGCCGUGCCAGGCGUCCAGAAAGUUAAAGCUGCGCUGCGACAGGCCAGAAGACUUCUUGCCAAGGACAAGCUAGCAGCAGAUGUUCGAGUCGAGACGGAAAGACGGAUAAAAGCCUUGGAAGCAGAGCUAAAUCAAGCAGAGGCGGCGAAGAAGGAAAGAGCAUUCGCAGUGCGAUAUCAUAAGAUAAAAUUCUUUGAGCGCCAAAAGGUAACACGGAAACUCAGACAAACCAAAAAAGGACUGGAAGCUGCUAGCAAUGACGCCGAAAAGAAGAAGCUAUCAUCGGAACUACAGGACUUGCGCGUCGAUCUGAACUAUAUCCUACAUUAUCCCAAAAUGAAGAAAUACAUAUCAUUAUUCCCUCCUGAAGUCAGAAAAGGCGAAGCUGUAUCCGCUGCCAGCGAAGCCGAAAAGAAAAAGACAGACAAGGAGCGUGCUGAAGUGCGAAAAUGGAUACGAGAACAAAUGGAGCAAGGUGAUUUACCCGGGGAGCCAGAAAUCGAGCUAGGUUCACAGCAUGGCAAGUCUCGUGCACAAAAGUGGCCGCAGGAAAAGAAUGCUGCGAGUGCUCCAUCGAUGUCGAAAGAAGAGGUGGAAGAGCGGGAUGAGUUCUUUGAUGACGAUGAUGAAGAUUCAAGUUGA
Messenger RNA from Psilocybe cubensis, 756 nucleotides. RefSeq lists its product as uncharacterized. Gene Ontology annotation, biological process: maturation of SSU-rRNA from tricistronic rRNA transcript (SSU-rRNA, 5.8S rRNA, LSU-rRNA). The record is from RefSeq and is a predicted model, not a curated record. Gene Ontology annotation, cellular component: nucleolus; preribosome, small subunit precursor. The coding region runs from base 1 to 756 and encodes 251 amino acids. The transcript is spliced from 4 exons. NCBI's taxonomy places the organism in Eukaryota, Fungi, Basidiomycota, Agaricomycetes, Agaricales, Agrocybaceae.